GCACUCCUUUUCGCCACUCCCGGAACCUGACGCCUCAUUUCGCCCUUCUUUUUCCCGAUCCGAGUCGCAUCGGCCUGUCUCUUCGUCCGCCUUCCCUCCACCCCCGCAUCCAUAACCGUCGAAUAAUCCUCUCCUCUUCCGCCUUCCCCUUCCUCGUCCCUUCACCGCCGCGUCCCUCGCUACGAGCCCCACAAUCCGCGCCCCUCGCUGCGAACCCCACACGCCGCGUCGCCAUGAGUCUCUUCGGCGACUUGCCUCCGCCGUCCGCAGCGCCCAAGCCAGCGAAUCCCCCUAUCCCUUCCCCUGCUGCCUCUCGCAAACCCAGCGGCGGAGCAGUCGGCGCAAUCGGCGCAGGCGCUGGCGCAGUUGCGCCGAAGCCGUCUGCGCUCAAGUCGUCGCUCAAGGGGAGCGCUGAAGUGCGCGGGGGAGAGGGGGGGAAACGUGUGAGCGCGGCGGGUGCGGAUGGGGGCCCGGAAGGGGGAUCGGGGGAAGGCGGAAAGACGAGGAAGCGCGUGGGAGUGGCACUGGCGGAAGAGGCAGAUGGCGACGCCCCAUCUCGCCGCCGGGUGCGCUUCCACACGUUUGCUGAGGUGGCAGAGGACAAGGUGACGUCGGCAAUCGCCAAGAUCGCUGCCCACAUUGGCACGCCGGCCAAGUUCAAGAAGGCGGCCGGCCUCGCUCGGCAGCUUCUGGAGGGCGGCGCACUGAACAGUGACCAAACCGGCAUGAACAGUGCAGUGAACAGUACCCAUGCGGCUCAGUUCUUUGGCGUGUUGCAAGGGGCAAUGGCGCUGCUGAGGCGCGAGGGGGGCGGGGCGGGUGGCAUGGUGGUGGGGGCAGCGGGGGACGUGGGGGGGGAGUAUGAAGCGCUGUUUGCGGCUGCACAGGAGAGAAAGGAGCUCUUCUCGCCGCGCCAGCAGCAGCAGGUGGACGUGUGGGGGCUGCGCACCGCGCUCAACAACUCCCUGCGAACAGACGACAGCUUCCAGUUCUCCAAGGCUGUGUCUCGAGUCCAGCAGCAGGUGGAGCAACUACCUGAAGCAGUAGAGGAGGAUGAGAGGGAGGAGGCCGGUGUGUUCCGUGGGGUGGCGAUGCAAGUGGAGGGGAGGGAGAGGGGGAUGGAGGGAGAGAAGCAGGGAGAGAUCGAAGGAGAGAAGGGGCAAAGGGGUGCGGAACGCAAGGGGGAAGAUUGUCAGGGGGCAGUGGAUGGGGGAGGGGGCAGUGGAGGCGAGGGGGAGAGGGGAGUGGGGGGUGGAGAGGAGGGGGAGGAGGAUAAGAAAGGAAAGAGAGGCAAUGAUCCCUUUGGCCUACAUGGUGCAGUAGAUGGUGCAGUAGAUGGUGCGGUAGGCGGUGCAGAUCCUGCUGAUGGUGCAGAUCCCUUUGGCCUUGAUGCUAUGUUGGGGAUGAGUGGGGGAGUGGGAGGGGGAGAAGGAGGAAAGGGAGAGGGAGAGGAGGAGGAGCAGGAGGAUCCAUUCGGGCUGGGAGAGAUGAUAGAGAGGAAGAGGGCGACGAGAGAGGAGAGGAGAGAGGAGAGGAGGGAGGAGAGGGAGAGGAGGAGGAGGGAGGAGGAGGAGGAGAGGCGGCGAGGGGAGGAGGAGGAGAGGGGGUUGUUGAGGGAGAGGAGGGAGGCGCUGCUGCUGUGCAUUCAGACGGCCACCGAGAUGUACAGGCACAAGUGGGCGCAGACAGCCAUCGACAUGCUGGCCCAACACGCCUAUGACCACAGGAAACGCUUCACGGCCCGGCAGCAGGCAGCGAUCGAGGCGUUCUGGGGCAGUGUGAAGCAGCAGCAGCACGAGAGGAAGCACGGGGCGAGCAGGGGGGCAGGGGGGCGGCUGGAUGUGACGGCCUUCGAGCGGCUGCAGAGGCACUAUGAGGGGGAGGCGAUAAGCAUCAGGAAGGGCGUGGGGGGUGGAGGAGGUCGAAGCACGAUUACCUGGCUGGGGUGAGUUGUAGGAGAAGCAGUUUAGUUGUAGCGGGCUAGAAACCCAAGCAAGAUGGGGGAAGAAGAACCCAGUUGAGUAGAUGUAUACCGUACACACUACAGACGCAGUGUUGUGGAUUUAAUGACAAAACACGGGGUUCGGUGCAUGCAAUCUCCUGGAAACUCGCUUAUGUGUGUCGGAGCAUUGCACACAUGCUCGCAUAGUCGAGAAUAUGUUUUAUAGCGGAUAUUAUUGGGCUCGGUACAGUGAAACCGAGUGACAUGACAUAUUACAUUCUGUAGUGUCGAUGUUCGAGGUGUCAAAUAUAUGUAUAACUCAUAUUUGUAUAGACUGUAUAGGGUCACCUCUUAGAGGGUACAGCACUCUUAGGUAUAUACACUUGUUC
Messenger RNA from Closterium sp. NIES-67, 2331 nucleotides. Lineage: Eukaryota; Viridiplantae; Streptophyta; Zygnematophyceae; Desmidiales; Closteriaceae. The record is from the annotation of a GenBank genome assembly.